Closterium sp. Naga37s-1 is the source of this 8958-nucleotide messenger RNA. NCBI's taxonomy places the organism in Eukaryota, Viridiplantae, Streptophyta, Zygnematophyceae, Desmidiales, Closteriaceae. The record is from the annotation of a GenBank genome assembly.
AUGGCGGACGUCGCCACGUGUGCAGCUCCGCCGAUAGACGACACGCAUUUGCACCAGCUCGCGCCCCUCCCGCAGCACCAUUCCCCGCAGCAGCAGGGUGAAGUCGCGGACUCGCGCGGAGGCCACUUGACCCGCCGACUGCUAAGCCUCGGCUUGCCGCUCCGCGCGGCUGCGAAGCGCGCCAUGCCGCCCGGCGAAUCGCCCAGGCGUCGCUGGGUGGUGGAAGUGCCUCUGUCCACCGCGCUCCACGUCACCGACAGCGAGUCGACGGCUUCAUUGGGUCGAUGCGUGGAGGACGCGUGGACUGUGGUGCAGCGCGCCGUUGCUGACGUGGCUCGGCAACAAGCCACGUCGCAGGUGGUGCUGGUGCUGGUGGCGGUCGUGCCAUCGUCGGCCACGGGAGUCCCCGGCGAAGGGGAUAGGGGGGAGGAGGGGAAGCAAGGCGGCGAGCGCGAGGGGGAGGAAGGCGUGGAGGCGUGGGUGGUGCAGCGCGUGCUGCGACCGCUGGUGCAGCGAGCGACGCGAGCCAAGGUGCUUGCCGCCUUCCACGUAGAAAGGGCAGCGUCGCAGGGCGGAGCUGGCGGUUCACGGUUGCCACAUCAGCAGCAGCGUGUGCACGGCGUGUGUGCCGCUGCGCGCCACUUCGACGCGGCGCGCGUGUACCUGCCAUCCAACCUCUUCACCGCAUCCAACAGCUUUGACUCCGCCGCCGAAUCUUCCCCCGAAUCCGCCGCUUGCCAAGCUUCACAGGCAGCAGUGCUAUCUCCCUGCGCAGCCACGGAGCCCCCCCCUUCGCCUGCGCUGAUCCGCGCGCUGCUGCCCCCGCAGUGCGCGCUCAUCAUGACCGCCUCCGCGCGCCGUCAGCCCGACGGGGCGAGAAUAAGCGCGGAGGCGGGCAGCAGGGGCGCGGGCGGGGAUGGGGGACGGGGGGAAGCAGGCCUCCGCGAUGGCAGGGGCGGGCGCGAGAGGCCAACGGCGGUGGCAGGUCCCGGUGCCUUCGACGGCGACCUGUUCCCGUCGUUCUCUCGCACCACGGCAGCUGGUGACGGUGCUGCUGCUGGUAGUGUUGCUGUUACCGUUGGUGGUGUUGCUAGUAGUGACGGUAGUGGUGGUGGUGGUGGUGGCGCUGCUGCUGGUGCUGCACGUGUCGCGUUGGGCGAGGAGGUAGGACGGCGGGGAGGGGCUCGCGUUGGUAGUGUUCCGCCCGCCGCCAUCGCACGGGCGCGCUUACAGCAGCCCACCGCACAGGCGCCGACGAUGCGGCAAGGCCAGGGGCAGGCGCAGGGAGUGGGGAGAGAAGCAGGCAGAAGCUGCGCAGGGACGGCGGGGGAGAUGGUUUCCGCGGAGCGGAUGCGGAGGGCGCAGGAGGAGCGCGGUGCGGUGAUGAGAAGCGAGGCCGGUGACAGGUUGGGCCCGGGGGGAGGCGAUGGCGGGGUGGCUGGGGGUGAGGGGGGAAGUGCGCAGUGGCGCGUACAGAAUUCCGCCAUGCCGCUGCAGCGUCGUGGGGCGGGAGGGGCGCACGACGGCGGCGGCGCGGCUCGUAGUGCUGGGCGGGAACAGCCUGUGCCAGGACGCGCAUUAGCGGAUAGGCAUUCGGGGCCAGGAAACUCGAGGAGCGGCCCACUGCCGGCUGUGCUGACAGCAGAUCGCGGUGACGGUGGCGGUGCGGGGCAGGCGCGGAGAGGGGGGGAGGGUGCGGGAUGGAUUCGCGGGGGCACGGGCGGAGAGCAGGAUAGAGAAGGCGGAGUAGUGAGACAAGCAGGCGGCGCUGGGCUGUCGACAGGGGGCGCGCGGUCGGGGCCAAUGCAGCUGCUGGGUGGGGCCGCGCAAGGGUGGUCGCAACCUGGGAAGCAGCAGCUGCAGCCGCAGCACAGCGGGCAGCAGCGGCAGGGUAAGGGGGAGCGUGAGCGGUGGAAGGGUGUGUUAGCGGGGGUGGGCGGAGGAGAGGCAUGGGCGGAGGCGGCGGAGGUGGAUUCGCAGCUGACGCAGUGGCUGCUGGGGAAGGCGGCGCCCGCGCCCCUGUCCCCGUCCCCGUUCGUUCCCCCGCGCUCACCUCACUCUCUCAGCGCAGGCCACGGCAUGCCGUCGCCCCUCUCCUCCCCGCCCCCCGCCUACCCCGCCUACCCCGCCUUCGUACCCGCCAGCCACACCAUGCCGAUAGGGCCGUCGCCCCCAGGCCACGCCAUCCCCCCCUCCGUCUCCGCUCCCCCGGGUUCGCCCAUGCCUGUUCCAUGUGCCGCCACCUCGCCCGUCACCCCUCCGCACGCCGCACAGCGCGUAACAGGGUCAAGUAGUGGCAGUAUCAGCGGCAGGUAUGGUGAAGAGAAUAUGCCUGUCAAUCCCGCAGCAGCAGCAGCGGCAGGAGCUAGUGCAGGCGUGACAACAUACCACUCCCCCGCCACUACUCCCCCUUCUCUUUCUCCUUCCCCGUCGACCCUCACGGCCCCCCGAUCUCCCUGGUCUCUCCCGCGCGGUCCCCGCCUCCCCGCCGCCACGCCGCUCCCCGCCGCGCCUCCGCCGGUGGUGAAGGAGCGCGCCAAGGGCGGGUUGUUCCAGCGCCGCCAGCUCAAGCGCGGGGGCAGCGAGGGCUGCCGCAGCGUUCUCGACGCCGUCGCGGUAGCCUCCUCCGCCCGCUCCCCCGCCGUUCCCCUUUCCGCGCAUUCCUCCUCCGUGCUCCCCAUCUCCCCCAUUUCACCUCACACCUUCUCCGCCACCGUCUCCCCCAUCCGCGCGUCACUCUCCCCGGAUCCCUCCGCCGCCGCGGGCGCGGCACCUGGCGCGCUCAUAUGGGGCGGGGAAGUGUUUUCGCAUGGGGCGUGGAGCGGAGGGGGCGCGGCGGGAGUGACUGCGGAAGUGGGGAGCGAGGAGCGCGAGAAGGGGGAGCGGCAGAUGGCGGGGCGGCAGCUGGUGGUGCAGGCGCGGGAGGUGGUCAGGGGGGAGGGAGCGGGCAAGGAACCAGCGGGGGGCGGGAAGGGGGAGGUGGGGGAAGAGGGCGAGGGGAGGAAAGCGGCAGCUUGCCCGAGCGAGGGGGAGGGCGAGAAAGCACGAGAGGUGGUGGCGGCGGCGGCUGCGCGGCGGUGGCUGAUGGACGAAUUGGCGGCGCUGGGCGUGGACAGCGGGGAGGAGAGCGGGGCGGGGGAGGGGGAGGACGAGGGGGAAGGGGAGGGCGCAAGGGAGAAGGGCGCGCGGGAGCGGGGCGUGCGAGUGAGCGGGCUGGAGAGGCGCGUGGUGAGCCGUCGGUCGCCCACCAGAGAGCAUCUCGCCCCCACGCGCGCGCCCUCGCUCCUCAGCCAUGUCUGUACCUCUCCAACCCCCUUCCCCCACCCCCACUGCCCUCGUCUCACAUUCCUUCUCCUUCCCCUCUCCCUCAUUGCCUUUCCCCCCGCUUCCUUCUCCCCUCACUUUCCCCCAUUCCCUCCUCCCCUCCCGUCCUCGCCGUUACAGCGCAAUCCCAGCCGUCUAUCGCGCUCCUCGCUCUCCCUGCCGCGCCACUCCGUACCACUGCCCGCCCAAGUGAACCCCUCAGCACCCGCGCCUGCCGCCGGCUCCUUCUCGGGGCCGUUACGCCUGGGCGCCGCCAAUACCGCGGGUAGCGCGGGCGCCGCUAGCAGCGCGGGCAGACGGGCGGCGGGCGCAGGGGAGCGACAGGGCGAAGGGGGAGUGGGAAGGGAAGGGAGUGAGAGGCAGCGAGCGUGGGAGGGGGCAGCAGGGGGGCCGGGCGAGGAGAGCGGGGAGGGAAGGGGGAUUCGAGAGCAGCAGGUGAAUGCGCAUACUGGCGGCAGUGGUGGCGUUGAUGGUGGCAGCGGGGAUGGUGGCAGGGGUGCGUCCUGCACGUUGCUUGAGCGCCCGCCCUCCCCCGCUCCCUGGGUAUGUUUCGCUCGUGCGCGCCCGCUCUGUCUGUCCCCCACGCCAUGCCAUCCCGCACUAUCCCCCGCCACGUGUUCUGCAGUCUCCGCAGAAUCACUUUCUCCACUCCGUCUCACUUUGUUUCACCCUCCCCUCCCGUUCUUCUCCCCCCGCUGCCCCUGCCAGGUCCCUCGCCCCGGCCAAUCGUCCGCGCGCCUCGCCCGCACCAGCAGCUCCAUCUCCUCUGCUGCGCGCCCGCCUUGCGCUGCUGCCACGGGGGGACGACUUGGGGGGGGGAUGGGCGGGAGCACAGGCGGAAACGUAGGCGGAAACCCAGGCGGGAGCAUGGGCGGGAGCAUGGGGGGGGGCAUGGGGACAAACAUGGGGGGGAGCAUGAGCGGCAGUUGGAUCAAUCCGAACAUGCGUGCAGGCACAGCGGCGCCGGGAGGAAGGGGGGUAGCAGGGGCGGGGAGACAGGGACAACCGGGCAUGGGGGGAGUGCGGCGGCCAGCAACAGGAGCCGGCAGCGUAGGCAGCGUAGGCAUGAGGGGCAGCAUAGGCGGGAGGAGUGCGAGCAUGGAGGUGGCGCGUGCGCGGCUGCUGGCAUCAGAUGCGGCGCUCACAGACGCCAUCCUCACAGGCGCCCUCAUGCCGCCCCCCGCCUCCUCCUCCUCCGCCUCCGCCUCCCUGCGCUUCCCCCAGCGCGCACAGCACGGCAGUACCGCCAGUGCUAGCAGCAACGGCGGUGGUAUGGUUGCAGCAGGCAGCCCCCUCCAGAGCACUGCCACCACUCCCACGGGCGGCAGUGGCAGAAGCAGCGGCAGUGGCAGCGGCAGGAGCCCGGCGCGGCUGCCAGCCGGGCAGCGGUCUCGCGUGUUCACCCCCGCAGACCUGGCCCGUGCCACCGACAACUUCCACUCGUCCCGCCUGGUGGGGUCAGGUGCAUACGGCCCCGUGUUCCGCGGCGCCAUCCACGGCUGUGACGUGGCCGUCAAGCGCCUGCGGGCGCGCGAGGGGCGCGCGCACAGCGAGGGGCGAGAGGCGUUCAAGCGCGAGGUGCAGGUGCUGAGCCGCGUGCGGCACCCCAACGUGGUGCUGCUCAUGGGGUGCUGCCCGCAGGACCUGUCGCUCGUGUAUGAGUUCAUGGCCGGGGGGAGCCUGCAGCACCGGCUGGCAGCGCAGCACAAGCGGGGCGCGCAGGAGCAGGAGAAGGCAGGGAGCAGCGGCGGCAAGUCCCCGUCCUUCUCCUCUUCCUCCUCGUCCGGCCAGCUCUCCUCCCUUUCCCCCAUGUCCCCUUCCCCCCCCGCCUCCCCCAUCGCCUCGUCGCCGGCCCCACUGCCAUGGCACGACCGGCUGCGCAUUCUCUCCGAGGUGGCCUCGGCGCUGCUGUACCUGCACCGCUGCUCGCCGCCCAUCGUGCACCGCGACUUAAAGCCCGACAACAUCCUCCUCGACGCGCACGGCACCAGCAAGAUCGCGGACGUGGGGCUCGCAUGCCUGCUGCGGGACGGCAGCACGGUGGUAACCACACACCGCAUGCGCGGCACCGUGGGAUUCAUCGACCCGGAGGCCAUUGCAUGUGGCGAGCUCUCCCCCGCCUCCGAUGUGUAUGCGCUGGGGGUAGUGGCGCUUAUGCUGCUCACCGGUGCCGACUCCCCCAAGCACGUGCACCGCCUCCUCGCCCUCUGCCCCACUACCAUCUCCUCCCCGCCUCCCCCCUCCCCCACCACCCCUCACGCCACCGCUGGCACCGACAGUGACUGCGACCCGCCUCUGACGCCCAGGAGCACCCUGCCGGCAGUGCCAGUGCGCGACCUGCCCCAGUCAGUGGCCAUCCUGCUGCCGCACCUGGACCCGGUGGCGGGCGCGUGGCCUGCUGACGUGGUGCAGCGGGUGCUGCGGGUGGCGGUGCGGUGUGUGGAGCGGGAUGCGCGCAUGCGGGCUGACCUGGCGGGGGAGGUGGUGCCGGCGUUCAGUGAGGCGGCUGCUGCUGGCCGGGCUGAUGUGACGCGGCGCAGUGAUGCUCUUGAGAGCACUCUCGUGUGCCCGCUCUCCAAGGUAGCACAAGCUCGUUUCCUUCUCACUCUCCAGUGUUUUGUUCUUCACUCUUCCUCACUACUCUCUUGUCAACUCACUCACUCCCCGUCUUCUCCCCCUCUGCUCCUUCCCCCUCCCUCCUUUUCAAUGUGUGCAGCAACGCAUGCAGGACCCAGUGAUAGCAGCAGACGGGUUCACAUACGAGCGGCGCCACAUGGAGGCGUGGCUGGCCUCGUCCCUCCUCUCGCCCUCCACCGGCCAGCCCCUCCCCCACCCCGGGCUCACCCCCAACCACCUGCUGCGCUCCAUCAUCCUCGGCUCCCAGGGCAACCAGGCCUCGCGCAACUGAGGCAUCUCCCAGGGCAGGCAUCUCCCAGGGGAGGUGGCAUCCAGGGCAUUGCGCGCAUUCCCAUCCGAAAACUCAUCCCAUUCGCGCGCGUUCCGCCUUCCGCAAGUCGUCGCUCCCAGCGCGCGCCUGCGCCUUCCCGAGCGAUGAAAGCCCCCUCGCAGCCCGCCGUGCCGCCUGCCAUCUUGGCCGCCGGCAGCGGAGCGCGGCGGGGGGAACGGCGUCGGGAGGGCGCGAGGGGCAGUAAGGGGGACGCCUCCGCGGAUUGGAGCGAGAUUGCGGAGGCGGCGGAGGGGCGCGCGGCCGUCGGGGGGAAUUCGCGCAGCAGAGGCGCACGAUCACCCGCCUCGCCACGCUCCCCCACGCAGGCAGUAGUGUCUCCGUGUCACUCGACCCAAGCGCCCCUCUCCCCCCGCCCCGCCUCCCCUCGCCCUUUUUCCUACAACCUGCGCCUCCCUUGCGCGCCUUCCCCCGCCCACCCACUCCUCACCAACCCGCGCGCCCUGCUGCUCGCGCUGCUCCUCGCUGGGGCCCUCGCUCUGUUCGCCCUCCUGCCGCCCUCCGCCCAUCAUAGCACCUCCUCCGAAGCAACCCCGCACUCUGCCGCUGCUGCAGGCACCACCCCCGGGUACUGCCCUCCCUCGCCCCCACCCCGUCCCCUCAUGUUACAUCCCACCAUCCCCAUGCCACAUUCUCUUCCCCCACCUCUUAAUCUUCCAUCCGUCCAUCCAUCCUGCCAUCCCCGGUCCGUGCGCCCCUCUGCCACUCAUCUCUCUCUUCUCUCCCUUCCCCCUUUCCCCCCUUCCCCUCCCCCCACGCGCCCUCUCCUGUGCUUCCCCACGCGCCCUCUCCUGUGCUUCCCCACGCGCCCUCUCCUGUGCUUCCCCAACCUCCUGCAGCACCACACCUCAGCAGUCGCGGCUCACGUACGUCUGGGAGGGGAGCGAUUUCUCUUUGUCAACGCCUCUCUGCCUCCCUCCGCGCUCCCCCCCUCCGCACUCCCCUCCCCCUCACUGCCGCGCUCCCCCUCCCCGUGGCUCAACGCGGGGGGGAGGCUGGAGGAGUGGGGCGGGAGCGAGGGGCAGUGGCGGCGGGUGGCAUGGAGGGGCGUGAGGGGGAGGGCAGCAGCAUGCGUGGCGCUGAGAGACACAUUUGAUACCGCCAGGGGAGAGUAUCAGCAGGCACUGCAGCUUCACCUGCAGUCCCUGCUCCCCCCGCUCUCCCCCCCUUCCCCCUCUUCUCCUCCCCGCCCCCCCGACCCACCCCCCUCUGCUCUGCGCUCCUCCCUCUCGGCCCUGCGCCAGCGCCUGCUUACCGAGUGUGCUUAUAGCGUGGACGAGCUAGACUUGCCUGCAGAAGAGAGAGGGACGCUCAGACUGAGGGAGGAGGAGAGGAGGACGGGCGGGGGGAAGGUGGGGGAGGGGGAGGGAAGGCAACGGGAGAGACCGGGAGAGGGUUUGCUAGAAGCAGACGGGGGGUGGCGGUGCAGGGGGGGCGAGCAGGGGAGGGAGGCGCGGGCGUGUGUGGGCGUGAGGGCGGGCGUGCAUGUGUGGCAGCGGCGGCGGGAGCUGUUCCCACAGGCGGCAGUGGGCAUGUCGCUGCUGCUGCAGUACUUCCAGCAGCCCUCCAACGUGCUCCCCCUCGUCUCUCGCUUGCACGCCUGCGCUGCUCAGGGGGGAGGCGGUGGGGGCGUGGGUGCUGCAAGUGGCGGUGGUGGUGCUGCUGCCAAGACAGAGGGUGGUGGUACUGGGAACGUGGGUGGGGGCGCGGAGGCACAGCAAGGGCGUGGGCGUGGGAUUGGGGUUGGGGUUGGGGGUGGGGACGGGGGGGCAGGAUGGGAGGUGUGGGAGGGGCUGGGGGGCGAGGUGAGUUGGGAUGAGCGAGGGGUGGGGAAGGGAGGAGGUGCAGCGGCGGGGAAGGGAGGAGGUGCAGGGGCGGGGGCGGCGGAGAAUGGCAGCAUGGCAGGGGGGGUGGGCGGGGGGGGGCAGGCGGGGUACGGGAUAGAGCUGACCGCCACUGUGGAUGAGCCUUCCUCCUGGCCGCUCUGGCUGCAGAUGUGGCGCGACACGGGAGGAGGACAUGGAGGACAGGGGGGAGGACAGGGGGGACAGGGGGGAGGGCAGGGGGGAGGGCAGGGGGGAGGGCAAGAGGGAAGGCAGGAGGGAGGGCAGGGGCCCUCCUUCCUGCGCGUCAUCUUCCGCCACAACACCCACGAGGUCUUCGCUUUCAACCGCGCCGCCUCCGCCUCCCGCGCGCCCCUGCUCGCCCUCCUCCAAGACGACCUGCUCCCGCCCGCCUCCUGCCACUGGCUGCACGCCAUCCUGCACGCCCACGCCACCCAGCCGGCCCUCGCAGCGCUGGGGUACCGAACAGGCAAGGUGGAUGUGGAUAGCCGCGGGGGCGAGGGCGUGCGGGCGUACCAGAGGGAGAGCAGGACGCUUUGGGCGCAGCCGGCGUGGGAGGCGCGGGCGGGGGUGCGGGGGUACAUGGCGGGGGUGGUGGACUCCGGGCCGCUGGUGGUGCGGCGCGCGGUGUGGGAGCGCAUGGGGGGGCUGGAUGAGGGCAUGUCGACGAGAGGGCAGAGUGCCAUGGUGACAGACUGGGUGCUGGCGUUCCAUGUGUGGAUGGCCGGACACAAGGUGGGUGCAUGGGCUGUUGAGGUGCCUCAAAAGGGCAUGCACAAGGGGGGGAUGAGGGCAUGUCCACGAGGGGGCAGAGUGCCAUGGUGA